Hevea brasiliensis (rubber tree) is the source of this 1264-nucleotide messenger RNA. Its product is annotated as ras-related protein RABA4d. Gene Ontology annotation, cellular component: endosome. Lineage: Eukaryota; Viridiplantae; Streptophyta; Magnoliopsida; Malpighiales; Euphorbiaceae. The transcript is spliced from 2 exons. Bases 379 to 1053 code for a protein of 224 amino acids. Gene Ontology annotation, molecular function: GTPase activity; GTP binding. The record is from RefSeq and is a predicted model, not a curated record.
UCUAAUUUCUUCAUCUUCGCAUAUCUGGGAUCACCAUAGCCGUUACAUAACAAAUCUUCAGUAGGCUCUCUCUCCAUUCAUCUCCCAAGCACUUCUCUGCAACAGACAAACAGAAAAAAAUCAAUCCAACAUUUCAAAUAAUUUCUUAUCUUCCCCUUAAUUAAUUAAUCCAUCAUCAAUCAUUCCCAUUAAGUGAAUCCAAAUCCUUGCCUUUUCAAGCUUUUAUUUCCAACACCCAUGUUGCAACUUGUGCUUUUUGUUCAUUUUAUGAUAAGAUCAUAGAUCUCAACAAGUUUUCUCUGUAGAUUUUCACAUUGUAUUAUAUAUAUAUGUUGUAGAGCAGAGAGAAAAACUAGCAGGAUUUGAUUUGAUUUGAAGAUGACCAAUUAUGUAGAUUUUAAUCAGAAGAUUGAUUAUGUAUUUAAGGUUGUAUUGAUCGGAGAUUCAGCUGUUGGGAAAUCCCAACUCCUGGCAAGAUUUGCAAGAAAUGAAUUCUGUGUGGAUUCAAAAGCCACAAUUGGGGUUGAAUUCCAGACAAAAACUCUUUCUAUGGAUAACAAGACUGUCAAGGCUCAAAUUUGGGACACUGCUGGCCAAGAAAGGUAUAGGGCAGUGACAAGUGCAUACUAUAGAGGUGCAGUUGGAGCAAUGUUAGUUUAUGACAUGACAAAGCGCCAAUCUUUCGAUCAUAUGGCAAGGUGGCUAGAGGAAUUGAGGGGACAUGCUGAUAAGAACAUUGUAGUAAUGCUAAUUGGCAACAAGUGUGACUUAGGAAGUCUUCGAGCAGUGCCUGUAGAAGAUGCCCAAGAGUUUGCACAAAGAGAAAAUCUAUUCUUUAUGGAGACAUCAGCUCUUGAAGCAACCAAUGUUGAAACUGCUUUUUUGACAGUACUAACUGAGAUUUAUCGAGUUAUUAGCAAGAAAACUCUUUCUGCUAAUGAUGAGCAUGAUGCUAAUGGGACUUCAGGCCUUCUAAAGGGAACCAGGAUCAUUGUUCCAGUCCAGGAUCAAAAUCUUGGAAAGAAAGGUGGUUGUUGCUUUUCAUCAAGCUAAUUCUAACUUACCAAUUUUGUUUUUCCUUCUGAAAUUGUUCUUUAUUUAAUUAGGAUCUACUGUUUCGAACAAAUUCAUGAUGUAUUGUUUAGAAUGUGGGUAUCGAUGUUGUUGGAUGAUAGGUUAAGGCUGUCUAUAUGUUAUUCACAUUGAAUUAGAUCAUCGUAAUUCGUGGAAAGUCAUUACUUCUCCAGAUAAGUACAUGUAAAAG